Colletotrichum scovillei is the source of this 3492-nucleotide messenger RNA. RefSeq lists its product as uncharacterized. The record is from RefSeq and is a predicted model, not a curated record. Lineage: Eukaryota; Fungi; Ascomycota; Sordariomycetes; Glomerellales; Glomerellaceae. The coding region runs from base 1 to 3492 and encodes 1163 amino acids. Gene Ontology annotation, molecular function: ATP binding; ATP-dependent chromatin remodeler activity. The transcript is spliced from 3 exons.
AUGGCGAUGUGGGCCGUCAUGAUACACUUCCCGAACAUCUUCAAGGAGUGGAAGGGUAAUAAGAAUGCGCCAGCUCUGUCCAAGGACAAUGAACACUUUGCGUGGGGAUAUUCCCACGAGGACUGGACCAGAGCAUAUUACACGGUGUCGAUGUUCUUAUAUCGUCGCCGCACCCAUGAACCCAUGUCAUGGGACAAGCGGGCAGCUAGGGUCCCAGAAGAUGUGAGCUGGGCGGGCUACUACAAUGCAGAAGAGGCCGCGGUGGAAGAGUCUGAAGCUCUCACCUACGACAGCAUGAUGGCACUGACAUCGCUCAGCCUAGAGGAGCUCGUCGCACCGGCGGAUUACACUUCCGAUCAAGGCUCCGAUGAGGACACCGAGGAAGAACGGCACGUGAGAUUCCAGAACGACCUGGAGAGAAUGAGCAUGCAGGACGAGCUGGACCACUACAAUAAGAUCUACUCGCCGGCACUCGCCGAUGCCGAAGCAGAGACCCUCCGUCGGUCCAUCCGGGCCGACCAGCAGCAUCUGAUAUUGGGGAUGUUUCGGCCAGCCCGGAAAACCACCUCCACGAUCAACGAGAAGGCCGCAGCGCUUCGUAGGAGCGAGCUUACGAAAGUCGAACUAGACUUCCUCUUGGAUGUUGCGGAAACCAUCGCCAAUGAGAAAGAGUAUGAACGCGCUGGCGAAACCCUCGCGAAGGACACACGCCUGCUUGCGAUUUCAAAAGGGGAGGGUGACGAGGCAAUCCGACAUGCGUUGGCAGCAGAACGCAACACGCCGGCCUACGAUGCCGCUGAAGUGCACAAUCCCGGCGGCGCCCUGCAAUUUGAUCCCGACGCCGUGGGGCUCGCGGAGUCCCGCCGCCUCAUGGGCGAGAAUCUUCCCCAAGACAACGACUUGAUAAGAAUCGUGUCGGAGCUUCUGGUUGCUCCUAAGGGAGCAACAUGGAAUAAUUGCCCACUCUCACCCGAUCAGCCCGAUUCCUGUCUCAAGCCGCAUCAAAUCAUCGACAUCGCAUGGCUCCUCGCUCAGCUCUCGCACCCGGUUCGCGCCGCCAUUCUCGCCAACGAAUGCGAUACUGGCAAGACAGCCACGGCUUUAUUCGCCCUAGCGGAGGCGAUUGCCCGGCACAAGGCGACUAAGAAGAAUGACCCGUCAGCAACCUACAAGCCCUCGGCGAUCGUUGUGCCCGCCUCCAUGCUAGACCAAACGUAUUCGGUGAUCGUGGACAAGUUCUACCACUUGUUCCGAGUCCACGUGUUUUACCAGGAGAGGCAUACGGCGCCCAGGAACCGCCAAAAGAACACAAUUGGCUCCCAAGAAGACUUUGUGGCGCUCAUGCAGAGGUUCAAGUCGGAAGAGGCGAAGCCGGAGACGGCGAACAACAUCAUUCUGAUGACUUACACGGCCAACAACUGUCGCUUGAUCCCGAGUGAUCAUCAGUCUCAAGUUAACGUCUACGGCGAAGAGUCGGAUCAGGUUGAGGAGGAAGUCGCCGCGAAGUUUGAAGACGACUUUGGGAACUCCAACGAGCAGAACACCAGCAGCGGAAAGUCAUCGCGCAGCCGGGACGGUCGAAGAACGAGAAACGCGCACUUUGACCUCCCGUGUGAGGUUGACCUCUUCGGAUUCAUUGCCGACGAGGGCCACAUCAUGAGGAAGCCUCACUCGCUACCGUGGAUCAUCUGCGCAAAGUUUAAAAAGGAGUUCUUUUGGCUCUUGACUGCUACGCCGACGGUCAGUGGAAUUCGUGACUUACACGGAUAUCUGUUGGCAUUCUGGGAGAAUGCCUUUGGAUGCAGAUCAGCACCUGCUAACUCAGACUCUGCCCUUGAGAUCAUCUAUACCGACCAGUUCAUUGAAGCUUUCAAAAAGCGUGACCACAGGGAGAUGGCUCGAUUAGGCGUUCAGUUCAACACGCUCGUGACAACGACCGAGGAGGCCUUCGCACAGGCGAAGGAAGGUGGCGACAUGGGUUACUCACUGAGUACAUUCCAGGAGGAUAGACGCAAAGACUACCGCGCGGCAAUGGAAAACGGAAUCCCGAUUUACCUCUUGAAUCCCCAGAACUUCCUGCGCCAUGGAAGGAAUACGAAGUGGAGUGUCGAGUUCACCUCGACGGCCGUCAAACAUGCCCUGGCCAUGUGCCAGGUCCGGAGAGGGAUGUUGACGCCAAUCACCCUACCCGACGGCUCGCAGACCUGCCUAGGAGAGGAUAUGCCGCCCUGCGACGUCCAGACCAUCGAGCUAGCGCAUGAAAGCCGAGGAGAUGUCAAGUCCUUGGAGAAGUUUAUCAGCAGAUACACAAAUGAUAUGUUGCUGCAACCCGUGAGCAGCCUCACUUCUACCGAGGGCGGGGCCGAGGAGAUCAACGACCACACCACAUCUCGCAUCAACAUCGCAGCGAUGCGGAACGCGUCGCUCGUCAGUACGAAUCUCUGCUUUGCGGCGUUGAGUGACCCUUCGAGGCGCCUGGCGCCAGCAACAAUGGACGGCUCCGCUGCCGCAAAGAUGAACGACGUAAUCCCCAUGGAUGCCACCUACUGCCUGCAGUACUAUUACCUUGCUACCCGAAUCGACUUGCAUUAUGCAUGUCCGAGAGACACCGUUACCCUUGCUCGGUACGCCAUCUCCAGGUCACCUAAAAUGGCUUGGUGCUUCAAGUACGCCUUCGAGCUCUCCAACAAGGGCGAGCGAUGCCUGUUCUACACUAUUAGCCCGUUGACCGCUAUGAUACUGAGCGCCGUACUCACUUUGUGCGGUAUUGAAACUCUAUACGUCCGCUCCACUCAUACCCAGACUGAACGCGACCGGAUGCUUGCGGAUUUCAACGAUCCCAACUCUACAGUGCGUGCAUUGGUGACUUCUCCUCUACUGGCCGCGUCUGGCGUCAAUUAUCACAAUGCCUGCCACAACGGCGUGGUGGUGGAGAACUGCCCAAACUUUGGCCUACAAUGCCAAGUAAUCGGCCGCCUCUGGCGCCCUGGUCAGGAAGAGAAAGUGCACUGGAAGCUGCUGCAAACACAGAAAUCUCUGGACCCGUGGAUCGAGACGCGGAACCUCGGGGCAUACGCGAGCAACGCGGAGGCGGAGGCUGCCAUUGACGACCGUAUCCAAGGCCCUCUCCGUACAAUCUGUGCGUUCGAGAUCCUGCGGUUCUACAUCGGCGCCGGCUACAACUACUAUCCGCGCUGCUGGCGACCAUGGAAUCUCUUGACAAGCGACGAGGUCCGGGAAGAGGGCAUACUGUUGUCGGCGGUCGCGCAGUGGCUCAUGGCGCACCCCGAGGACGCAGGAGACGCUGUCCCGAUGAUCGAAAUCGCUAAGCGGUGGAAUAAGUCUAUGCCGAUGACGCGUGACAUCAUGGUCGGCGCAGCUCGGGAGCUCGGCCAUCAGGACUAUGUCAAAUUCAACUGGUUCGCCGCGAUGGACCCAAGCCUGGGCGACCCAGAAGAGAGAGCCGAGCUCUUCAAGGUUCUGGGUAUCUAG